This is a messenger RNA of Acytostelium subglobosum LB1, 3387 nucleotides long. RefSeq lists its product as hypothetical. The record is from RefSeq and is a predicted model, not a curated record. Gene Ontology annotation, molecular function: RNA helicase activity; ATP binding; zinc ion binding. Gene Ontology annotation, biological process: nuclear-transcribed mRNA catabolic process, nonsense-mediated decay. The transcript has 3 exons. Gene Ontology annotation, cellular component: cytoplasm. Bases 1 to 3387 code for a protein of 1128 amino acids. NCBI's taxonomy places the organism in Eukaryota, Evosea, Eumycetozoa, Acytosteliales, Acytosteliaceae.
AUGUAUGGACUCUCACAAGAUGUGAACUCUCGAGGGACAGGACUCGACAAUAGCUCGCAAUCGGCAACGAGCCAAACAGACUUCAAUUACUUUGACUUUGCCGACAGCAAUACACAGGAUGACUACACUCUGUCUGCACCAUUCGAACACAACAACAACAAUAACAAUAACAACAACUCAUUAGGUGUUGCAUCCAAUGGCUUCCCCUCACCAAACGACCCAUCACAACGGGUCGUGAAACACUCUGCGCCCAGAAACAACAACAACAACAACAGGAAUCAGAGUGGCAACAACAUAGGUGCUGGUCGUACACAACAACAACAGAUACAACAUGACGAGCAACAUCAUCAUCAUCAUCACAGUCACAAUCACAAUCACAAUCAUACUCACUCACCGACCAACUCUGGCCGCAAUGACUUUGAAUCGCAGGACUUCAUGUCUUCACAGAACGACGCGCUACUACUUGACAACUCACAGCUGAACUUUGAGGACCCCGAGGACAUGGACAGCAUCAAGAUCAAUCUGCCCGACUACGCUUGCGGCUACUGCGGUCUGCACGACCCUUCGACCGUCGUGCGCUGCUCCUGCGGCAAAUGGUUCUGCAAUGGCAAGGGCAAGACCAACUCGUCACACAUCGUCACUCAUCUCGUCAAGACGCGCCACAACGAGAUCUCGCUGCAUGCCGACUCGCAGUUUGGUGAGACUGUGCUCGAGUGCUACAACUGCGGCUGCAAGAACAUCUUUCUGCUGGGCUUCAUCACGGCCAAGAAGGAGCAGUUUGUCGUGCUGCUCUGUCGUGACCCCUGCGCAAUGGGAGGCAGCAAGGAGACGACCAACUGGGACCUGUCCAACUGGCAGCCACUGAUCAACAGCGAGCGUAGCUUCCUCAGCUGGCUGGUCAAGGUGCCCUCAGACGAGGACCAGCAGCGUGUGCGCCAGAUCACCACCAAGCAGAUCCUCAAGCUCGAGGAGGACUGGAAGACCAACCCCAACGCGGUGGUCGUCGAGAAGCAUGGCGGUGGCCCAGAGAUGAUGGCCGACGAGAGCGCGCCACUGCCCACUCUGUUGCGUUACGAGGACGCCUAUCAGUACCAAGAGAUCAUCACACCGCUCAUCAGACUGGAGUCGGAGCACGAGAAGGUGCUGCGCGAGGCGCUGUCGCAGGACAAUGUGCAGUUGCGCUGGGAGCAGGGUCUGAGCAAGAAGUGGACAGCCUUCUUCAGCUUCAGUAGAUCGGACUUUGAGUUCAAGGUGAUGCCAGGCGAUGAGCUCAAGCUACAGUACAAGGGCGACCGAGAGUCACCCGACUGGGAAUCAGUGGGCCGUGUCACCAAGAUCAACGACGAGGGUGAGGCAUCGUUCGAGGUGUCUCUCGAGAUCUACAACUCACACAACGCGCCCGUCAAGGCCAGUGGACGCUUCAAGAUCGACAUGGUGUGGAGGUCGACCUCAUUUGACAGAAUGCAAGCGGCACUCAAGGCAUUCGCCGUGUCCAAGGACUCGAUAUCCGAUCACCUCUAUCACGCACUGCUUGGACACGAUCGCGUGAUGCCCAAGACCAACGUGCCCCUGCCCAAGACAUACGCCAUCAAGAAUCUGCCCGCUCUCAACAAGUCACAGAUCGCUGCGGCGCAACAGGUGCUCAAGAGUCCGCUGUCCCUGAUCCAGGGUCCACCUGGCACUGGCAAGACCGUGGUGUCAUCAUUCCUCGUUCAUCACUUUGUCACACAGGUUAUCAAGAAGAAUGAAAAGGUGUUGGUGUGUGCACCAUCCAACGUGGCUAUCGAUCAACUCGCAGGCAAGCUGCAUUCAAUUGGUCUCAAGGUGGUCAGACUCUGCUCCAAGCUCAGGGAGGAGGUGGCCUCGCCCGUCCAGCAUCUCACGCUGCACCAACAGGUCUGGCAGCUGGAUCACAAGCACAAGAACAAUCUCAAGAAGUUCAAGGAGCUCAAGGACGAUCAAGGUGAGCUGAGCGCAAAGGAUGAGAAGAUGUACUGGUCGCUGAAGCGUGCCGCCGAGAUCACAAUCCUCAAGGAGGCCGACGUGAUCUGCACCACGUGUGUUGGUGCCGGCGACCCCCGUCUUGCCAGCUUCAAGUUCCCCUACGUGCUCAUCGAUGAGUCCACGCAGGCCAGCGAGCCCGAGUGUCUUAUCCCAAUGAUGCUCGGCGCACGCCAGGUCGUCCUGGUGGGCGACCACUGCCAGCUCGGUCCAGUGCUGAUGGCCAAGAAGGUCAUCGAGGCAGGUCUGUCCAAGUCCUUGUUUGAGCGUAUGAUCAAUCUCGGAUUCAUCCCAUUCCGUCUCACCACACAGUAUCGUAUGCAUCCUUCGCUCUCUGAGUUCCCCUCAAGCACAUUCUACGAAGGCCAGCUCGUCAAUGAGCUGUCCUACAAGGACCGCGUCUACAAUGAGAUCAAGUUCCCUUGGCCCUCGUCACACGACCCAAUGUUCUUCUACAACUGCACUGGACCAGAAGAGAUCAGCUCUUCGGGUACAUCAUUCAUCAAUCGUACAGAGGCAUCAUUGAUUGAGAAGAUCGUCACCAAGUUCUUGGAGCUCGGUACCAAGCCACAGCAGAUUGGUAUCAUCACGCCCUACGAAGGACAGCGUUCCUACCUCGUCAAUGUCAUGAUCAAGACUGGCAAGCUCAACAUUGAGUUCUACAAAGACAUUGAGGUGGCUAGUGUUGACUCGUUCCAAGGACGUGAGAAGGACUUUAUCAUCCUGUCCUGUGUCCGUUCCAACGAGUACCAAGGUAUUGGUUUCCUCCAGGACCCUCGUCGUCUUAACGUCGCCUUGACCCGUGCACGUUAUGGUCUAAUCAUUUGUGGAAAUGCCAAGGUCCUUUCAAGGGAUCAACUCUGGAACAACUUGAUCUGUCAUAUCAAGGAGAAGAACUUGUUGGUCGAUGGAACAUUGUCCAACUUGAAGCCAAGUUCGGUACAGUUGCAAAAGCCAAGGAAGCUGUAUGGAGAGGGCAAGUUGCCAGUGGCUGGAGCACAGCCUACAGGCUUCAGCUAUCCAGAUCAGCGCGGACCAGUCGAUCCUGCAUUGGCCUCCAGCAUGGUGUAUGGCCAGCGUCCACCAAAGUACUAUGACAACAACAACAACAACAAUCGUUACUCACCUCAGACGUACCGCGGCUUCUCUGGUCUUGGCGGCAACCCAUACACCAUGUCCAGAAUCACCAACUCGAUGGCCACGGUCGACUUGUCGCAACGCAUGGAUGGCUCGCAGUCAGUCAAUGGAUUCAGCCAGCAAUCAGCAUCACAAGAGUCAUCCCAGAGUGGCGGAUACUUUAUGAGUCAAUCAUUCCCAAUGAGCUUGAACGAGAUGUCUCAGGAGUCGGGCAACAUCAACCUCCGCAGCAAGGAGAACAUAUUCUAG